This is a messenger RNA of Babesia microti strain RI, 900 nucleotides long. RefSeq lists its product as hypothetical. The record is from RefSeq and is a predicted model, not a curated record. The coding region runs from base 1 to 900 and encodes 299 amino acids. NCBI's taxonomy places the organism in Eukaryota, Apicomplexa, Aconoidasida, Piroplasmida, Babesiidae. The transcript has 4 exons.
AUGUCAAACCAUGAGGACAUUCCUCCCCUGCAAUUUAAGAAAUUGGAACCAAUUUCUUACCAAUCUGAAUAUGAAAUGGAUUAUAACGUCCAAGCACAAAACUGUACCUCUUAUUCAACUCUAGAUCUAGUUUCAGCCAGGGAUUCUGCCACAUCUUCAUCUAUGGUAACUGCCAGAUCAACGGACACACCCAAAUCAUCUAAUUAUGAUAAAUUAGACCCAACAGAUAUUGCCAAGAAGUUAUACGAUGUUUUUAAGGCCAGCGAAGAAUUGUGCGAUGCUGCUAAACUCAAGUUUGGUGAAAUGGAAUUCAACGAAUCCUGCAAAUGUGUAAUUGGUCAAAUUGCAUCAGCAUCCCACUUUGUCCUUCCAUGGAAUGCAAUAAAAUUACUAUUGGCUAUUUCCUGGAUCAAAAUACUGGAAGAAUUUGAUAACCCCAAUAAGAUGGAUUUAGAAGAGGUGAAGGUUUUGUAUAUGUCACAAAUUCUUAAGUUCAACAAACCAUUUCUAACAGUACAACGUUUUGCUGAAAUAUUAUUUCACCAGCCAUACAAACAAAUAGACAAAUUCCUCAAUGCUACUGUUAGAAUUAUAUUCAUCAGGGAAUCUAAUUAUAUCAACGGACCAAACGAGGGCUUGUACACUGAUGAUAUUAUAGCAUUAGUUAAGAUCACGAACAAAUGGCAGCAAAUGCUAGGGGAAAAGAUGAAACAGAUGGGUCUAGAGGUGGAUGAAGAGAUUUGGUCCUCCUCGGAAACCGAGAAAUCGGACAAGAAGGAGGACGAAACAUCAUUAGACGAGGAAAAGAGGGAUAAUAACACGCCAAGCGACGCUAUUAAGCGGGAUUUUGAUGAAGAAGAUGAAAAUAUACAUUCUAAAAGGGCCAAAAUUCAGCUUUAA